AACAAUUUUGAUAAUUGUCUCGAGAGUUCGCACUCAUUUCCGAGUGAUUUCAGGUACUACACGCUGGACCAUAAGAACGAUCUGAAUCAAAACAUUGAGUUGUGUUAUGUGCAUAAAUUGUGUAUGGAACUGAUGCCAUUCUUUUUCAACACUCUCAUCACUCUAUUCACGCUCAUCUUAGGCGGACAGCGGUAUAUUUUUUCGGCAUUUGAACUGAAAGUGAUUCGGAGGGGAUCAGAACGCAUCACGGAAUUCCAUGAGAAUAGGCAGUCGACAUGUGCAAUGCAGAUUAAUGAGGAUGGCAAUGGUGUAUGGGCGGCCAGAUGUUUCUUAGGACAUUCGGAAUUCGUUAAGUGGAUCGGUACGGAUCUAUUCGUGGUUGUUUAUGAUACGUCCAGGAUCGUUGUACUCAAACUCGUUCCAUGCGUCGUUCUUUUCUUACUAACCAUCCAGCUGAUUCGUGCCAUUAAAACCGCCGAUAAUAUUGCAAUCUCAAUGCAUCGACAUCGGAGCACAUCACACAAGGGUUCGUCGGUUACAAAAACAACCGUGAUGCUUACUGUGAUCAUCGUCAUGUUCCUGGUGGCACAACUGCCAAGUGUCGUCAUAACUGGAUGCCUGAAAUUAUCCGAUUUUCAACCAUCGUUCGCCUUCUCGAUCUGUGAAAAUCCACAUCUUUACGCAAUCGCAAAUAUUAUCAUCAUUGGCGUGCAUCCGAUUACUUUUGCUGUCUAUAUGCUUAUGUCGAGAAGGUUUCGACGAUCGUUGCGUCGUAUAAUCGCAUUUCGUGUAGUUGCGAAAGCAGAAGAUGCCUUUUUUUGGUCAGCGACACGAGCAAACGUGACAGAUUGUCGGGUUUCAUUGAAUGGAUUAUCAGAACGUGUUAAUGAAGUGACACUUCUGCGUCGAUAG
Anisakis simplex (herring worm) is the source of this 912-nucleotide messenger RNA. The record is from the annotation of a GenBank genome assembly. Lineage: Eukaryota; Metazoa; Nematoda; Chromadorea; Rhabditida; Anisakidae.